Molecule: messenger RNA, 1254 nt
Organism: Cyclopterus lumpus (lumpfish)
Lineage: Eukaryota; Metazoa; Chordata; Actinopteri; Perciformes; Cyclopteridae
Gene: pno1
Product: partner of NOB1 homolog
Exons: 7
Coding region: 108-848 (246 amino acids)
Cellular component (GO): nucleolus
Molecular function (GO): RNA binding
Source: RefSeq, a predicted model, not a curated record
ACCAUCUUGGGUCCUUUCCGUCGCACGUGGACACCCUCACGGCCGCGUCUCCGCCGGUCUGCCUCCAGCUGGACUGUUUAAUCUGAACAUUUAAACUAGUUUCAGCGAUGGACGCGGAUACAAGCACGGCCUCGGCCGCCGGCGCCGCCACGGAGACCCCGGAGGACUCGGGGUCCUUCACGACCGUCAAGUACAAGAAGGCUCACAAGCGGAAACGGGAUGGAGCGGACAUGGACACGGAGGGCCACGUGGCCAGCAAGCGGCCGCAGUUUCCACCGAUAUCCAGCGACAAAUUAAAGGGCCCAGAUGAGAUGCGUAAGGUCGCCGUCCCCGCCCACCGAUACACGCCGCUGAAGGAAAACUGGCUGAAGAUUUUCACCCCGAUCGUGGAAAACCUGCAGCUCCAAGUUCGGUUCAACCUGAAGACCAGGAACGUGGAGAUCAAAACCUGCAAAGACACGCAGGACAUCAGUUCGCUCACGAGGGCGUCGGACUUCGUCAAAGCGUUUAUUUUAGGAUUCCAGGUGGAGGACGCCCUCGCUCUCAUCAGACUUGACGAGCUGUUCCUCGAAAGCUUCGAUGUCACAGACGUGAAGCCUCUGAAGGGAGACCAUUUAUCCAGAGCGAUCGGCAGGAUCGCCGGAAAAGGAGGAAAAACCAAAUUCACCAUUGAGAACGUCACAAAGACUCGAAUCGUGCUCGCAGAGACAAAAGUUCACAUUUUGGGUUCUUUCCAGAACAUCAAGAUGGCCCGGUUGGCGAUAUGCAACCUCAUUUUAGGAAGUCCACCUUCAAAGGUCUACGGCAACAUCAGGGUGGUGGCCAGCAGGACGGCCGAGAGGUUCUGAUUGGCUGCCAGAUGCAUUGAUCCCUCCCCCCCCCCAUUGGCUGCCGGGUGCAUUGAUCCCUCCCCCCCCCCCAUUGGCUGCCGGGUGCAUUGAUCCCUCCCCCCCCCCAUUGGCUGCCGGGUGCAUUGAUCCCUCCCCCCCCAUUGGCUGCCGGGUGCAUUGAUCCCUCCCCCCCCAUUGGCUGCCGGAUGCAUUGAUCCCUCCCCCCAUUGGCUGCCGGGUGCAUUGAUCCCUCCCCCCCCAUUGGCUGCCGGAUGCAUUGAUCCCUCCCCCCAUUGGCUGCCGGAUGCAUUGAUCCCUCCCCCCAUUGGCUGUUGGAGUGACUGGGUCUCUUUUUAUGUGAUCAGCUGACUUGUGUUUGUGUAAAUAAAUAAUUUAUUUCUGUCACUGAAGUGACGAAAUAACA